Piliocolobus tephrosceles (Ugandan red Colobus) is the source of this 860-nucleotide messenger RNA. It is a transcript of the gene IL10, whose product is annotated as interleukin 10. Gene Ontology annotation, cellular component: extracellular region. Gene Ontology annotation, biological process: immune response. The transcript has 6 exons. The coding region runs from base 190 to 750 and encodes 186 amino acids. The record is from RefSeq and is a predicted model, not a curated record. NCBI's taxonomy places the organism in Eukaryota, Metazoa, Chordata, Mammalia, Primates, Cercopithecidae. Gene Ontology annotation, molecular function: cytokine activity.
AGAGGUUAGAGAAGGAGGAGCUCUAAGCAGAAAAAAUCCUGUGCCGGGAAACCUGUGAUUGUGGCUUUUUAUGAAUGAAGAGGCCUCCCUGAGCUUACAAUAUAAAAGGGGGACAGAGAGGUGAAGGUCUACACAUCAGGGGCUUGCUCUUGCAAAACCAAACCACAAGACAGACUUGCAAAAGAAGGCAUGCACAGCUCAGCACUGCUCUGUUGCCUGGUCCUCCUGACUGGGGUGAGGGCCAGCCCAGGCCAGGGCACCCAUUCUGAGAACAGCUGCACCCGCUUCCCAGGCAACGUGCCUCACAUGCUUCGAGACCUCCGAGAUGCCUUCAGCAGAGUGAAGACUUUCUUUCAAAUGAAGGAUCAGCUGGACAACAUAUUAUUAAAGGAGUCCUUGCUGGAGGACUUUAAGGGUUACCUGGGUUGCCAAGCCUUGUCUGAGAUGAUCCAGUUUUACCUGGAGGAGGUGAUGCCCCAAGCUGAGAACCACGACCCAGACAUCAAGGAGCAUGUGAACUCCCUGGGGGAGAAUCUGAAGACCCUCAGGCUGAGGCUGCGGCGCUGUCAUCGAUUUCUUCCCUGUGAAAACAAGAGCAAGGCCGUGGAGCAGGUGAAGAAUGCCUUUAGUAAGCUCCAAGAGAAAGGCGUCUACAAAGCCAUGAGUGAGUUUGACAUCUUCAUCAACUACAUAGAAGCCUACAUGACAAUGAAGAUGCAAAACUUCUGUAGGUCAGGAGUCUGGGAGUGACAACUAGGAAUUCCAUCUCAGGAUCCCAAUGAGGCUUUGUCAGAAGGACGGCCAGGGCUGCAAUCACCUGGUGGCCUGACUGGGCUAGCGGAUUCGUGAGUAACAUGGCA